Messenger RNA from Capronia epimyces CBS 606.96, 1485 nucleotides. RefSeq lists its product as uncharacterized. Gene Ontology annotation, molecular function: single-stranded DNA binding; ubiquitin protein ligase activity; metal ion binding. NCBI's taxonomy places the organism in Eukaryota, Fungi, Ascomycota, Eurotiomycetes, Chaetothyriales, Herpotrichiellaceae. The record is from RefSeq and is a predicted model, not a curated record. Gene Ontology annotation, cellular component: nucleus; Rad6-Rad18 complex. The transcript has a single exon. Bases 1 to 1485 code for a protein of 494 amino acids. Gene Ontology annotation, biological process: protein monoubiquitination; DNA damage tolerance.
AUGGCGACCGCCGAUAUAUCGCUCCUUUCGACGUUUCAGAAACACAUCGAGGACAUGCGCAGCCUAUCGCUCUGCAAAAUCUGCAUAAAACCUUUCUACGAGCCGUUUAUCCUCCCAUGUGGCCACACCUACUGCUACUCAUGUCUCGCCAGCUGGUUUGGUGGGUCGCAAAGCAGGAAGAGGAAGAAAAACUGUCCGGACUGCAGAGCCGAAGUCAAGGUGCAGCCCUCUCCCAAUUACCUUCUGCGAGAUCUCGUCCAUAUGUUCAUCAGCCGAGCGGAAUUGCUCCCAGAAGAUGAAACCGUUCAAGAACAUCAGCAGGCAAAAGAAGACGAGGCCGUCAUGCUUGCGGCAGACCGCACUGGAGGCGGUCUGUUCAAGGGAGCAUUUGUGCAGCCGCGCCAUCAUCAUCAUAUCGUUUCAUGGGGUCAGGGUAUCAUGGAUCACGAGGACGGUGUCAUUCGAUGUCCGGAAUGCCACUGGGAGCUAGAGGAUGGGCAGUGCCUCCAGUGUGGGUUCCUCCAGUACGAACCUGGAGACUCUGACAGCGACUUCGAUGAGGAUUCCCUGGGACCGCAAAGCCUGGAUACCAUCGACACGGACUUUGAUGCCGACGGGGAUGAAAUCGACCAUGAGUUUGGCAGCAGUAUGGAUCUACGUCACUUUCCAUAUGAUGAUUAUGAGACUCCUUCAGAAGGGACUGCUCCUUCAGAAAUGUCUCCUUCAGAUAGAACCGGCAAUCUCCCUUAUAGUAACGAGUUUCGUUACUUGUACGACGUCACCGAUUCCGAUGAUGAUACCAAUAGCGAGUCAACGAUGACCGUCUAUAGCCGACAGCGGCGCUCCGGCGCUCCAACCGGGACAGUUGGACCUCUGCACCGAUCUAACUCGGAGAGGUCUGUACCAAAUGAUGACAGCGAUUCUCAUGUUACAACUCGCGGGGACACAUCCGAUGCGCUUACAAACUACGACGAGCCAACGGAAGCAUCUGAAGAUGAUAACAGUGACUUCAGUGCUAGGCCGAGAUCUCGGCGGUUCAUCGUGAGUGAUGACUCGGAGGAGGACUCGGCGGAAAGCAGUGGUAAUGAAGGGGCAAGCGAGGAACUGUCCGGGGCCGUAGAUCGUCCGGAAAAUGAGAGAAAUGAGGAAGAUGCAGAGUCAUCGGGUAUCCCCCCCGACGGAGUCGUGGAUGGAGUGUCAGAGUCUGAAGAAUCAGACAUUCGACCACCUCAGCCAUCGGCAUUACGAAGACAGCAUUUACAAGGCCACCGGGCUAGACGAAGCACCCACAACUAUCAGACUAUUCAAACUCACGGAGCCCGGGGCAAUAAUACCCAGGAAAUGCAGGGGAGGCAGCGGAGCAAUGGCCGUUCGCGAAGUAACAUGCAGCAUCAUGGCAAUCCCAAUCGUCGGGAUAGCCAGUAUCUGCACCCCCAAAGCCGAUCUGGCUAUGGACGUCUGCUACGUGGAGUGGUGAUUCCCUGA